AUGUCUGCAGUGUCAAAGGCCGCGGCUGCUAAAAAAUCUGCCUCUGACUUCGCCCUGUCAGUCUUUUUUUAUACUGGACCUUUCUCACUUAUUCACUCACUCACUGACGUACUAUCUAUCUAUCUAUCUAUCUAUCUAUCUAUCUAUCUAUCUAUCUAUCUAUCUAUCAUCACUUCUGAUCAUAUGCAUCAAUUCUGUUCAUAUCUGUCUAUUUAUCAAUUAAUGUAUCUAAGUCUGUUCAUAUCGAUGUAUCUAUCUAUAUGUCUGUUCAUAUCUAUCUAUCUAUCUAUCUAUCUAUCUAUCUAUCUAUCUAUCUAUCUAUCUAUCUAUCUAUCUAUCUAUCUAUCCGAGUCCACUCAUACCUAUCUAAGUCGGUUCUUAUCUAUCUAUCUAUUAGGUUGGUGCAAAAAUAAUGACGUAAGAAUGUCGUUUUUGACGUUAAAAAAAUACGUCAAAAACGACAUUAUUACGUCAUUACCAACCAAUAAUCUAUCUAUCUAUCUAUCUAUCUAUCUAUCUAUCUAUCUUCUUUCUGCUCAUUCUCUAUCUGCCUCAUUCUGUUCAUUAUCUAUCUAUCUAUCUAUCUAUCUAUCUAUCUAUCUAUCAUCACUUCUGAUCAUAUCCAUCUAUGUUUCUUAUCUGUUCAUUUCUAUCUAUCUAUCUAUCUAUCUAUCUAUCUAUCUAUCUAUCUAUCAGCACUUUCCGACGGCUGUAAGAUAG
Acanthosepion pharaonis is the source of this 720-nucleotide messenger RNA. Lineage: Eukaryota; Metazoa; Mollusca; Cephalopoda; Sepiida; Sepiidae. The record is from the annotation of a GenBank genome assembly.